Molecule: messenger RNA, 402 nt
Organism: Seminavis robusta
Lineage: Eukaryota; Bacillariophyta; Bacillariophyceae; Naviculales; Naviculaceae
Source: the annotation of a GenBank genome assembly
AUGUACCCCCAAGACAACAGCAAUAACUCUACCCGCUGCAACCCCGGCACUGCAGUAGCGGCAGCAUCCCUUCCUGACUCCUUGGACUCUCUGAGCAUGGCAGCCAUGAUGCAACAGAAUCUCAGGGCAGGACGUUUCACCCCGUCCUCCGCUUCCCCUGAUCGACCCAUGAGCUUGGUGGAGUUGCUUCCUCACGUGUCGCUUCGCCCGUUUUCGAGCGUGAAUCGGGGCAACGAAGGCAGGAUCCGACCAGCAUUCGCUCAAGACGCCUUGACCCGUGACCAAAUCUUGUCGGUUAUUGACAGGGCUCUGUCUACCUUGGAUGAGUUUGAUGAAAGUAAUGGAGUUGGGCAAGGACGUCGGGGUUCCACCCCGUCUUCCGAACUUCAGUCUGCUCAGUAA